Doryrhamphus excisus (bluestripe pipefish) is the source of this 2083-nucleotide messenger RNA. RefSeq lists its product as uncharacterized. Lineage: Eukaryota; Metazoa; Chordata; Actinopteri; Syngnathiformes; Syngnathidae. The record is from RefSeq and is a predicted model, not a curated record. Gene Ontology annotation, cellular component: membrane.
GAACACUUCUCCUGCAGCCACACCCAGUGUGCGUCAUCGAGGAAGAAAAAAAAAGAACACAGAAAAGAAGGUAACAACAGAACAAAACAUUUCUUCAGAAAAAACACGGAUUCGGAUUAGUUGGAGUUGGCAGGAUGUCUGUGACCACGAAGAAGGCUGAUGGCGUCACCGUGUUGACACUGACUUCUGAUCCCAAAAGUUCCUUACCUCCGAUACUACAAAUCCUCAAGGCCCUUUGCUACAGCCCCGUUUGCUGCUCGGUGUCCCAGCACUUGAGUACACUCAUGGGGAAUUCUCAGUCUUUACUGGGGGCUCUACAGAUCAUGGUCGGCUUUCUCAACAUCGGCCUAGGAGUCAUCCCCAUGUGCUUCGAUUACAAUGCCUGGUGGAACCGUGAUGCCAAUUUAUUUUCUUUGUGGAUGGGAUCGGUGUUUGUGCUCUUUGGCAUCUUGUGCAUUUUGUCCAAGAAGUACCCAAGCCCAUGUCUGGUCAUCAUCAAUGUGAUCCUGAACCUGUCGGGUGUGGGCUUUGCCAGUGUCGCCGUCAUACUCUACGCUAUCAACAUCGUAGUCAUCCCCGAUAGUAUGUGGGAUGUGUGCCAGCCACAAUAUGAAGACGACUGGCACCUUGCCAAUGUGACAACGAUGAAUCCUAACGAGAGGGACUUAUAUGAGCAAUGCUUGCGUGGAAAAGCCACAAUUAUUAUGGUUCUGACGGCCAUCAAUGGAAUUCUGCUGGUGCUCUGCGUUCUGGAGCUCUGCCUCGUCAUCAGCUCAUCCGUGUUGGCUAUUAAGGCUUUGAGGCUCAACAAGAGAGAUGAGAAGGGUCUGGAUGAUCCAGAACACUACAAACCGCUUCCGGAGGACAUUGUCCCUGCCAGCCCUUCAGCCUAAAUGGCAAUGUUCUUCUUCAUGCUGCCUGUCCAGUGUGUCAAACCUCACCUUUUAUAUCUCACUGUAUAUAUUCUAUGACGGGGGUGCUCACACUUUUUCAGCAUGCGAGCUACUUUUAAAAUGACCGAGUCAAAAUGAUCUACCCACUACAAAAAUGCAAAACAUCUAUUUAUUUUCAAAUGUAUUGAGGAUUAUUUGUACGUACAAUGUAUGUUGAUGUACCUUACAUAACCAAAUGAGCCAAUAUUGCAAAACACACAUAAUUAACUAUUAAGAUUUUUUGUAAUUACCUGAGUUUACUUUGAUGACUUGCACUGAAUUGAACCAGCCAGGGAUGCAUAGUCCGGACAGUAGCUGCUGAUAGCCAGCCUCAAGCACACUUCCAAAUGUUUAUCAUGGAUAAUAUCCGUAUCAUAAUAUCCGUAUAAUAUUCCAUAUCCGUAUGGAAGUGAUAUGUUUUUUGCCUUUUUACUUGGUCCAGUUUUUGCCUUUUUACUUGGUCCAGCUCCUUCACUCAUUUUAGUGACCAUAAACUUUAGCGAGGGCUUAAAAUCUGACGCAAUUCGCCGACUAGCUUAGCACUUUGCAUCUUUGUUUACGCAUGAGCGGUGACCUAAAGGUCAAAAUUCAGUUGUCAUCUGACUGGUUGUCCUGUAUGUCAAUCAAGUAACGGGGAUGGAUGAUAGGCUGACAUCGUAAGUUCUGCUGCACUUAGAGACGUUGUUUGAUUUGAUUGGUCGCCCGAAGGGCAACAUUCAGUUGUCAUCUGAAUGGCUGCCCUGUAUAUCAAUCAAGUGACGGCAUUGAUGCUGGGAUGAUAUUUUUUUUAAUGUCACGCCGCGAUUGACCAGCGAUCAACCGGUAGAUCGCGAUCGACUUAAUGAGCACCCCUGUUCUAUGAUAUUCUGUAUUUUUUUGCACUUAAUCAGACAUGCUCAUCAGGACCGCCUAUGAAAAGGAAUGGAAUAAUGUGACUCCUGACUCGGUGGUGUAAUGCUACAGCUGCUGCCUUAACGGCGGAGGAUUUGAUCACAACCCGGGACACUUUUUUUUAAUUAGUUUUAAAUUUGUUCCUACCCUGUGUUUAAAACUAUAGCACUUAUAAUUCCCAUUUACCAAUUUUCCUGCUGUAAGUUGGCUCUGUUGUCAUUUUGGGAGAGAAAGGAAGAGAAUAAAUGUAGCAAAAACAA